GACCUCCCUCCGCGAAGAUAUCUUUGCCACCUCAAAGUCCAGUCAUUCCGACUGGAUCAGCGGUUGACUUCCCAGAUAUCACGCUUCCCGGACUGCUCCAUUUCGGGACCCAAAAGAAGCAAUCAUUGCAUAAUCAUGACUUCAGCUGAUAUCGCCGCCUCGGAGAAGGAGAGGCUCGAUGAGACAGGAGUGCCGCUGGGUGGAAAUGUCGCCGCGGACACCAAACCCGAAAGCGCCAGAACAGAGGCCGAGGAAUCGGGUCUCGCGGAGGCUGCUGCAGUAGAAAAGAAGCUGGUGCGAAAGCUCGAUCUCUACCUUAUUCCGCUGGUUAUGCUGCUAUACCUUAACAGCUUCAUCGAUAGGGUCAACAUUGGAAAUGCGCGGCUCUACAACCUCGAAGAGGAUCUCGGCCUUGUAGGCAAUCAGUUCCAGGUCGCUGUGUCCAUCCUCUUCGUGACUUACGUCUUAUGCGAGAUCCCUUCCAACUUAGUCCUGAAGGUCUUCCGCCCGCGACGCUGGAUCGCCUUCAUCACCGUAUCGUGGGGAAUCAUCGCCACCUUGACGGGCCUCGUCGACUCGUACGGCGCCCUGCUCGCAUGCCGACUGCUCCUCGGCGCCUUCGAGGCCGGGCUCUUCCCCGGCCUCACCGUGUACCUCACCUUCUUCUACACCAAGAACGAGCUCGCCAUGCGGGUCGGCUACCUCUUCGUGUCGGCCGCCAUCGCCGGCGGGUUGGGCGGCCUGCUGGCCUUCGCCAUCGGGAACAUGGACGGUCUGCGGGGCAUGAGUGGCUGGAGGUGGAUCAUGAUCAUCGAGGGCAUACCGACCGUUGUUUUGGGCGUUAUUACUUACUGGGCGCUGCCUGAUGACCCGGCGACCGCUUACUUUUUCAACAAGAGCGAGAGGGAGAUUAUGACUUUGCGCCUGCGCAGGGAGUAUGGGAACACGACCAGCGCGCAGCAGUUUAAUCGUCGCGACAUGGUCAAGGCGUUCUCGGACUGGAAGGUGUGGCUGUUCUGCAUUGCGCAGUUUGGCGUUGACACGAUGUUAUACGGGUAUUCGGCAUUCCUCCCGACCAUCAUUCAUGCGCUGGGCGACUGGACGGUGGAGCAAGUUCAGCUGUUGACUGUGCCAUGCUACUUCCUCGGCGCAGCCACAUACAUGGCGACGGCAUUUCUCUCUGAUCGAACAGAGAAGAGAGGACUCUUCUGUGUCAUUUUUGGAACCAUCAGCGUCAUUGGCUAUGCUCUCCUCAUCUCGACAGUCCCUCACGGAGUUCAUUACCUAGGUAUGUGCUUCCUUGCGGCCGCUGGAUUGUAUGUUGUCGUCGGCUUACCGCUCGCUUGGCUCCCCAACAAUACACCUCGAUACGGCAAGCGUACCACUGCCAAUGGUAUGCAGCUGAGCAUUGGGAACUGUGCAGGCAUCAUGGCCCCCUUCAUAUAUCCGACUGCCGACAGACCUCGCUAUAUCCGCGGACAUGCCACUACCCUCGCCAUGGUAGGAAUGGGAACGUGUAUUUACGCCUUCUUGUGGUUUUGGUUGAGAAGACAGAAUCAACGCCGGGAUGCGGGAUACGUGUCGCCCAAGCAGCAGACUCUGUCCGAGGACGAGCUCGCAGAGUUGGGUGAUGAGAGUCCCCGGUUUCGGUACACUAUUUGAUCGUGGACAAUGUGAAAGAUAGAGUUGGAUGCACGAUUAGUACAGAGUAGAAUAAAGAAGGAGGGCGCAUUGGGU
Sodiomyces alkalinus F11 is the source of this 1737-nucleotide messenger RNA. Its product is annotated as MFS general substrate transporter. The record is from RefSeq and is a predicted model, not a curated record. Gene Ontology annotation, molecular function: transmembrane transporter activity. Gene Ontology annotation, biological process: transmembrane transport. Gene Ontology annotation, cellular component: membrane. The transcript is spliced from 6 exons. Lineage: Eukaryota; Fungi; Ascomycota; Sordariomycetes; Glomerellales; Plectosphaerellaceae. The coding region runs from base 136 to 1662 and encodes 508 amino acids.